AUGAAUGGAGGAGGCUCGAAUAGUUUGCGUUCAGCAUUCUCUUAUUGUGUACAACAAGUACGGAACUACGACUAUCAUCACUACCUCUGUCUCCUUGAACUCCCAACAGAGAUGCGUAAAGCUGCAUUCGCACUCCGGGCUUUCAAUGUAGAGACUGCAAGAGCCAUGGAUGUUGCAUCUGAUCCCAAAAUCGGCUUGAUGCGUUUACUUUGGUGGCAAGAAGCAGUUGACAAACUAUACGCGAAGAAACCCAUAAACCAUCCGACUGCACAAGCACUCUCUUGGGCAAUAUCAGAGCACAAUAUCAGUAAACCUUGGCUAAAACGUUCGGUUGAAGCUAGAAUCCAAGAUGCUCAAAGAGAAGUUGACGAUAUACCAGAGAGUACCGAGGUGCUAGAGAAAUACGCAGAAGACACGGUCUCAACUCUUCUGUACAAUACACUUCAAGCAGGCGGGAUUAGUUCAACAACAGCGGAUCAUGCAGCUUCACACAUUGGUAAAGCCAGCGGUCUUGUCUUGCUACUGAAAUCAUUACCGUAUCACUGUACCAGAAACCGUCACCACAGUUACAUCCCUGCAAAACUCGCUGAAAAGCACGGCUUACUAGUGAAACAAGGCGGACGAUCAGAGAUCCUUCUGGAUAUGAAUUCAAGAGAAGGGCUAUGCAAUGUAGUGUUUGAGAUUGCAUCUGUCGCCAAUGCACAUCUCCUGAAAGCCCGUGAACUGGCGGAAAAAGUUCCAGCUGGUGCUAAACCAGUUCUGCUUCAUUCUGUGCCGGUACAAGUUCUUCUGGAUUCGUUAAACAAAGUACAAUUCGAUGUGUUUGAUCCGAGGAUUCAAAGAGGAGUUCUUGGUGUCCCUCCACUCUUGUUUCAGUUUAAACUCAAGUGGUAUUCAUGGAGAGCUAUGUUCUGA
Messenger RNA from Arabis nemorensis, 915 nucleotides. The record is from the annotation of a GenBank genome assembly. NCBI's taxonomy places the organism in Eukaryota, Viridiplantae, Streptophyta, Magnoliopsida, Brassicales, Brassicaceae.